Messenger RNA from Candidula unifasciata, 1428 nucleotides. NCBI's taxonomy places the organism in Eukaryota, Metazoa, Mollusca, Gastropoda, Stylommatophora, Geomitridae. The record is from the annotation of a GenBank genome assembly.
AUGAAUAACCACAACCACAACAAUCAUUUCAACCAUUACAGCAAUCAUUCCAAGUCUAAACCUGAGGAAAAGGCCAGAAGAAAACGACGGAACAACUCCAGAAAUGGAGCUCCACCCAGCAGCUUUGAUUGGACGAUUAUUCCACAGGCAGCUUAUGAUGAUGAUGCGUUGAUCAAUAAAAAGCUUCCCAAGGAGUUGUUGUUACGCAUCUUCUCCUUCCUUGACGUAGUGUCACUAUGCAGGUGUGCUCAGGUGUCCAAGUACUGGAAUAUGCUGGCCUUGGAUGGCAGCAACUGGCAGAGGAUCGACCUGUUCGACUUUCAGACGGAUGUAGAGGGUCCAGUAGUAGAGUACAUGUCACAGAGAUGUGGUGGCUUUCUCAAGGAUCUGAGUUUACGGGGCUGUCAGAGUAUUACAGAUGCUGCAUUACAGACGUUUGCCCAACAGUGUAGGAAUAUAGAGUGUUUAAUCUUGAAUAAAUGUAUGGAUGUGACAGACUUAACGUGUGAUAGUUUAAGUAAAUACAGCAGCAAGUUGCGCAAGCUUGACUUGGCCUCCUGUCCCAAGAUUACAGACCUCUCCUUGAAAUAUCUCAGUAAUACGUCUCAGGGACGGGGCUGCCAGCAGCUGUCAUAUCUAGACAUCUCCUGGUGUCGGAACGUCACCAAUGAGGGAGUUAUAGCCCUGGCCGAGGGCUGCCCACAGAUCAACACAUUCUUUUGUCGAGGUUGUACUCAGAUUGGUAAUGAAGGUAUAGAAAAGCUAGCCUUGUGUGCAGAGAAUUUAAUGAAACUCAACAUCCAGCAUUGCUCAAGUAUCACAGAUGAAGCGAUUGCUACAAUAGGUCUCAAGUGCCCGGGUCUAACCUUGCUGUGUGCGUCCAUGUGUGUCCACCUUACAGAUGCCAGUCUUGUAGCACUGGGACAAGGAUGUCCUGAACUCAGAACACUAGAAGUGUCAGGCUGCAAUCUGCUCACAGACAGUGGUUUCCAAGCCUUGACAAGAAGUUGUCACAACCUGGAGAAAAUGGAUUUGGAGGAUUGUAUACAGAUUACAGACGCUACUCUAGGUCACAUCGCAAUGUACUGUCAUGAGAUGAGUGCUCUUUCUUUGUCUCACUGUGAGCUGAUCACAGAUGAAGGAAUCCGCCAGAUUGGCUCCAGUCCUUGUGCCAUGGAACACCUGCAGAUCCUAGAGCUGGACAACUGCCCACUCAUCACAGACGCAGCACUAGAGCACCUCAUGGGCUGCCAGUCUCUCCAGAGAAUUGAAAUCUAUGACUGUCAGCUGAUAACCCGAGCUGGGAUUCGACGACUACGGUGCCGCCUACCAGAUAUUUUGGUGCAUGCCUACUUCGCUCCAGUGAGUCCGCCCACGUCUGUCGGUGGGGGCAGACAGAGAUACUGUAAAUGUUGUGUCAUCCUCUGA